Messenger RNA from Echinops telfairi (small Madagascar hedgehog), 2180 nucleotides. RefSeq names its product ras homolog family member J (gene RHOJ). Lineage: Eukaryota; Metazoa; Chordata; Mammalia; Afrosoricida; Tenrecidae. The record is from RefSeq and is a predicted model, not a curated record. The transcript is spliced from 5 exons. The coding region runs from base 16 to 660 and encodes 214 amino acids. Gene Ontology annotation, biological process: small GTPase-mediated signal transduction. Gene Ontology annotation, molecular function: GTP binding; GTPase activity.
GCUGGAGCUGCCCGCAUGAACGGCGAGGAGGGACGCGAGCGCAGCUGCGCCUGCGGCGGCGGCGACGACAAGAAGAUGCUGAAGUGUGUCGUGGUGGGUGACGGGGCCGUGGGGAAAACCUGCCUGCUGAUGAGCUACGCCAACGACGCCUUCCCCGAGGAAUACGUGCCCACGGUGUUUGACCACUACGCAGUUACUGUGACAGUGGGAGGCAAGCAGCACUUGCUCGGACUCUACGACACCGCAGGACAGGAGGACUACAACCAGCUGCGGCCACUCUCCUAUCCCAACACAGAUGUGUUUCUGAUCUGUUUCUCUGUGGUAAAUCCUGCCUCCUACCACAAUGUCCAGGAGGAAUGGGUCCCGGAGCUGAAGGAGUGCAUGCCUCAUGUGCCUUACGUUCUCAUAGGGACCCAGAUUGAUCUUCGAGAUGACCCAAAAACCUUGGCCCGUUUGCUGUACAUGAAAGAGAAACCUCUCACUUACGAGCAUGGGGUGAAACUUGCAAAAUCGAUUGGAGCACAGUGCUACUUGGAGUGCUCAGCGCUGACCCAGAAAGGUCUCAAAGCCGUCUUCGAUGAGGCGAUCCUCACCAUUUUCCACCCCAAGAAGAAGAAGAAAUGCUGCCCCCAGGGUCACGGCUGCUGCUCAGUCUUCUGAGGCUGCCGAGAACCCCCGUGCCGUGGAAGGGUGAGCAUGGCCACCGAUGCCUGGGUCCAAGCUCGAGAACCCCCGUGCCGUGGAAGGGUGAGCAUGGCCACCGAUGCCUGGGUCCAAGCUCGAGAACCCCUGUGCCAUGGAAGGGUGAGCAUGGCCACCAAUACCUGGGUCCAAGCUCCUGUCAAAAAAGGAGGGCGUGUGGCCAGAAAGGAACUCGCUUCAUCACCCCGAGGCUGCGCCUUCACUCCGGGAACCUUCCCAAGCACCGCCUGCUAGUCAGCCAACUGUCACCAACUCCUGCCAGCCUGACACGGGCACGCUGCACACUGCGUGAAGGUGCUGAGCCAGAUGUCAGCUUUGUGUUGGAAACGAAGUAAAAGGCCAUUGUUUUUCUUUCUUUUUUUUUUUCCCUUCCCACAUCUCGUCCACCUGGGAGCAUGAAGCCAAUGGGAAAUCAUUGCCCAAAAAAAAAACAACAUAGAAGCUCACUUCUGUAUCUGUGGCCUUAUUUGAUGCCUUUUCACAGAACAUCGGGGUAUAAUGCAGACCUGUUUGUCUGAAUCCACUCCUCUACCUAUGUGUCUUAACAUUCACCUAUAGGGUUUCAAGGAAUUUGCUAUUUUCCGAUUUACUCAGGCCCUGCAGCUUCAUGCCAAAUCAGCUGAAAGACUAGAUGCUUUACAUGCACUUCUCUUUUCAGCACGUGUCUUCCAAAGCCAUUCGAACCUACAUGUACCUCGGAAUGCCUGGCUGCGACAGGAAGCAAAAGGAAGACUUAAAGCUCAUGGGAAUAUCCGUGAAGAACAGUGAGUUUUAGCAUGAUUGAAAGAACAUCAUCUGAAUUGCAGCAGGUCCACAUUUUUGCCAAAGAUUCACCUUAGAAAUACAUCAGUUGAUGGGUGGCCUGAUAUUCGGCAUAUUAUAUCACCGUGAUGGAAUCAGAAAGGAACUGUGUUUAAGGAUGUAAUAAUACGUCUGCUUUUCAUCCAAUUGCCUGUGUGGAAGAAUGGGGCAGGACCCAUUUUUUAAGAGGUUCUUUAUUCAGUAAACUUUCAUGCUCCCUCCUGCUGCACCUGCCAUGCCCCCCCCCCUUUCUGGGUCUCACCCCUUCUCCCAAACUUGGCUCUCCCUGCUCUCCUCAAUGGUAGCCUGCGAAAGAGAAGAUUCUGCCACAGGAUAAGGAAAAGCGAGUCUUCACAACUCUCCAAAGGUCCGGGAAAGGGUCUCUACUUUUCCACUUGCUUCAGAUUAAAGUGCUUCUUAGUUUACUACCCAUGUGGGCUCCCAUUCCAUUUAAAUGACAAUCUCUGUGCCUGCUAAGGGUUUCAUUGGCUCUACCGGGUGGAUUUGAACCAUCAACGUUUCAAUCAGUAGCUUAGCACUUAACCGUUUGUGCUCUACCCAGUGUUUCCUUUGCCCAUACAAAACCCACCACCACAUAUAGCCAUCGAGUCGAUGCUGACUCAUAGCAACUCCAUCGAACAAGGUAGAACUUCCCCACUGAGUUUCUGAGACUAACU